This is a messenger RNA of Chara braunii, 1996 nucleotides long. NCBI's taxonomy places the organism in Eukaryota, Viridiplantae, Streptophyta, Charophyceae, Charales, Characeae. The record is from the annotation of a GenBank genome assembly.
GAGAGAGAGAGAGAGAGAGAGAGAGAGAGAGAGAGAGAGAGAGAGAGAGAGAGAGAGAGAGAUGAAGUGGGGUAGAGGACGAGAAGGAAGAUGGGGACUUGGAGUGUGGGGUAUGAUGGUGACAGCGAUGGCGAUGGCGUGGAUCUCCUGUCUGUUGAACUGUUCUUUGCCGAUGCCGACGACUGUGGAAGCAGCUGGCUAUGAUGACGCGGGCAAGCCGGAGAUAUGGCGCAACGACCUCAAGUAUAUCCGAUGCGAUGUCUGUGAGGAGGUUUCUAAACAAUUGGCCCGACAAGUGAAAGCCAAGCGCGAGGAGUAUUCGCACAAGAAGAAAAAGUUAACAGAAUAUGAGAUAAUAGAGUUGGCAGAGAGGAUCUGUCAAAUCGAUAGAGUGGAAGGGGAAUGGAUCACGAAGCUGGAUAUGGUGCAAGACGGAGAUCGGAUAAAGUUGGUGGAGCAAGAAGAACCUGGCGUCUGCAAUUCUGAGUGCAGAACAAUCCAGAAGGCUUGUGAGGAGGUUGUUGAGAAUCAUGACACUGAUGUGGCGGAGUUGUUGUUCAAGGGCGAUACUCGGCGCGCGGCUGUCUCAAAACUCCUUUGCCAGAAACUCAGCCGUGCAUGUGCUGGCAAAACUCCUCCUGUUCCCCUGGACCGGUCCCGCGGGGAAGCUUUCGUCCCGAAGCCCAAAUCCCAAUUGGAAGCGGAGAGGAUGAUGCAGACCAUGAAGGAUUCUGGAAUGCCUGGCAUGAAAAUGUACAGCAGGGAGGAUCUGGAGAAGGGCAGGUUGGGAGAUCUGGGAUUGGGAUCUGAUGAUGACGAUGAUGACGAUGGAGACUCUCCUCUAAGUUUCAAGGACAAAUUAAAGCAUGCGAGCAAGGAGGACCUGAUUGAGAUGGUGAAAAAGCAUCAGGCGAAGACGGCGAAGAAAGCCUCCGCAGCUGCAUCGAAGGCAUCAAAAAAAUGGCAGGAAAUUGCGAAAAAGGCGGUCGACAACGUUGUUGAUUAUGGUAGAAAGGCAUCGACUCAUCUGUCCAUAUUCGCAGACCAUGUGUUGAGUUGGGUUAAGGAUAGAGUGGCCGGCGUUUCACAAAGCUCGUCAGGUGACGUCUCAGAUCGGAGUGAUGGUGGCGGACAACAUGGAGAGCUCUAGGUAAAGUCCUAAAAAUAGUGUUAAGCUUUUUCGUCAAUGUAACGAUGUUCCCAAAAAGAAAAAAGAAAAAAGGAACUUUCAAGUUUCAAUGAUAUGUUGCAGUUAAUUCUUUCUGUCGCACACAUGUAAAUGUUGUCGUGUGCUGAUUUUUUUUUUUUUGCAUUUUUUUUUUCUAAAUUUUAAAUUUGUGUCUUCCACACGGAGCCUCGCCCAUUGCUCCUAUUCAGUUCGAUGUCGUGUUUGCUGUUGUCCUUUUCUCUCAUGGGUGGGUGGACGGCAGCGGCACGAAUGUUUUUUUCAACCUUUCAAAGUUUUUCCUUGGAUCUUUUUUUUUUAUAUAUAUGUGAUCAGCAUCUCAAUUUUAAUAACUACUUUGCUGAGGGCAUAGUCACGGAGGACUUUUUUGAACGCUUUCUGGAUGUAAUUGUGGCCAGAUACGUCCACAACUGGCCGUACUUGUGGUCAGAUUCAUUCAGGAAAGUGGUAGCGGCACGAAUGUUUUUUUCAACUUUUCAAACUUUUUCCUUGGAUCUCAUUUCGCCGAAACAGUUUGUCACAGCCUUCGUUUGUUUGUCACGAAUGUAAUUGUGGCCAGAUACAUCCCCUCUGCCUACGGUUUACCGGGCAGCUCUGUUUAACUAUAUAUGAUCAGAAUCUCAAUUUUAAUAACUGCUUUGCUAAGGGCAUAGACACUGAGGACUUUUUUGAACGCUUUCUGGAUGUAAUCGUGGCCAGAUGCAUCCACAACUGGCCGUACUUGUGGUCAGAUUCAUUCAGGAAAGUGCUAGUGUGAGUAUGCACUGAGACAGGAGCCAAAUUUUCAAAAGAUAAAGAAAACGAGGGAAA